This is a messenger RNA of Oldenlandia corymbosa var. corymbosa, 1541 nucleotides long. The record is from the annotation of a GenBank genome assembly. NCBI's taxonomy places the organism in Eukaryota, Viridiplantae, Streptophyta, Magnoliopsida, Gentianales, Rubiaceae.
UAACAAUUUUCUUUUCUGGUAUAAAUUAGAUUAGAAUUUUAUAUGUACCGGCAUAAAUAACAAAAAGUAUCUUAAAAGAUGUAAACUAAAUAGCGGACCUCCCAGCUUGUGAGUAUAAAUUCAUUUGCUUUGUACCAUCUCUCUCUGUUUCACUCAGAACACUCCACAUUUUUCACACAGUCACACACACACUCUCAACAACAGCAGCACCAAAAACCAUUGGGAAAAAUGGCCAAUAUUUUCAGAAAAAAUUUGUACCUCUGUUUCUCCAAGAUCAAAUGUCUUCCCACAAAUCUAUCACCUCCAUUAACAAUUGAUGACGACGAAGAAGAUGAUUACACUCUGUUUCCUUCCAAUCCAAGCUGUUCUGUCAACACUUCAUCAUUUUUCCUCAAGAAUUUCAACUCCCUUUACAGUAACAAUGACUUAAUCACCUCUGACUCAAACUCAAACUCAAACUCAAAGUCCCUCACUUCAUCGGACUUGCUGUCUUCUUCUUCGUCAUCGGAUGAAUAUUCCGAUGACAAUUACAUGACUGACAUCAUCCCUGAUUUCUCCUCUGUUUUCGCUUCAGAAAGAUUCUUCUUUUCCACUCCGGGCAACUCAAACUCAAUUGUUGAGUCACCAAAGAGUCUGCCGGCACCGGAGCUUACAUCAACGGAAGUGGUCUCCGGUGGUGUUGCAAUUCAGACUUACUCGCCGGACCCUUUUGCGGAUUUCAGGAAAUCGAUGCAAGAAAUGGUGGAAGCCCACGGGAAAGCUGAUUGGGAAUUUAUGCAUGAGCUUCUUUCUUGUUAUCUCAACCUGAAUCCUAAACAUACCCACAAGUUCAUUAUUGGGGCUUUUACCGACCUGAUUGUGUCGUUAAUGUCAGCCACAACCGCCGCCGCCGCCGCCGCCGGCAGCUGCCUGAGCAACGUCAGAGAUAAUAGCGACGGCGGCGACCAACAGAAUUGUUCCACAUCACAACCACUUGUGUAAUAAAACUGUAAAGAUGUAACCUUUUCUGGUUCUUAUUUUAGUGUAUUCUUUUUAGCUCUGUUUUUACUUGUGAGCAAAACUUUUUUUUAGCUCUGUCAAAAAAGCCUUAGAGUAAGAUUUUAGCUCCAAUUUUGAUUGGUGGUGGUAUAAACUAUAAAGUUUUUAGGCUUUUUAUUUUACCUUUUUCCUUUUUUCCAACGGUAAACUAAUUUUGCCAAUUCGUCCUAUUUUGUUACAGUGGCCUCAAGGACAAGGUAGUUUUUUUUAACCUCGUUAUGGCAGUAAUAACUUUUGAGCUCCUACUCAGGCGUCGAAAUAGGUUUCUUCUUGAUAUCCUUUACUUUAAUUACUCUUGUCGUCCCAAAAAAUAGAGUAACGUUUCUAACUCCGUCUAACAAUUAAAGAAUUGUUUACUAUUUGGAGGAUGAUAACUAGUUUUUAGUUUUGUUAUCUUAGUUGAAAUACAUUGAGAGUAAAUUUUGGUGAAGCCACGAUCUUACCAGAGCGUGAUAAGUUAAUUAGUGUGAAACAAUUCGUCGCAAAAUUAACCCGCACCACCG